This is a messenger RNA of Herpailurus yagouaroundi (jaguarundi), 5453 nucleotides long. It is a transcript of the gene EPHB6, whose product is annotated as EPH receptor B6. The transcript has 17 exons. Gene Ontology annotation, molecular function: transmembrane-ephrin receptor activity; protein binding; ATP binding. Gene Ontology annotation, biological process: axon guidance; protein phosphorylation; ephrin receptor signaling pathway. Gene Ontology annotation, cellular component: plasma membrane; dendrite. NCBI's taxonomy places the organism in Eukaryota, Metazoa, Chordata, Mammalia, Carnivora, Felidae. The record is from RefSeq and is a predicted model, not a curated record.
GUUUUCUGAAGGAACUCAUUUAUAACCUUCAGUCUUCUGGAUCCACAUCGAAAAGAGGUCCCUUCGGACAGCAAGGGACACUUCUGGGUACUUGAAGAUCCUCAACCAUUUUUUAGUGAAUAUCUUUGUUCUUGGCAAAAAUCUGUACAACAUUUGGAAAGUGGCAAUCCACAUGCAAUGUCUCCAUUUAAUUCUUUUCUUCCUGAUGCCUCUUGAGGACAGAAGCUGAGUGGCUUUAACGUGUUCUCUAAUUGCUUUUGCUUUUGCUCUUUUCUGGAUCCUCUGGAGACAGGCCAGCUUCAUGUUGUCAUUAAGAUGCACGCUGAGGCUGUGCAUACACGCCCUAUUGUAGCCACAAGCGACUGUGUUGCUUGUAUUGUGGGUCAUCAAAGCAAAUACUUUGCCAUCCCUCAUCUUCUAGAAUGUUCCAUAUUGCGCAGCUGAUAUGAUCUGCAGUAUAUCUCUUCCCUCUUGUUGUCUCCCCCACCCCCCCCAAAAAAUUCAUUGAGAUGCAUCCAAAGUGUUUAUUAUUCCUUCUCCAUGAUUAUUUGUCUAGUUAUAAGUUGAAGAAGACACAGUGCUUACAGUUUUUUCUUUGUUACAUAUUCCAGAAUCCAUCCAUCUUCUGCCUGAAAGAGGCUAUUUUGGAGAAUAUCUGCUGGGCAAAUGAUAUAAUAGCUUUCCUUGUUUAAAGACAUUUUGCUGGCAUUUUCAGUUCUUGAUAGCAGCAUUCCUAAAGACCCUAUAGCGCUGGACAGAGUCUGGUCUGCCUUGGUGUGACAAGCAUGUCUCCAAAUUAAGCCACAGAGAGUUUGGGGGAUGCAGCCACAACAUGAGUUCCUUCAGGAUAUUUACUGAACAGCCAUUGGUGGUGGGGCCCUGCUUUUUUACUUCACGGUCUCCCUGUUCUUUGAAACAUUUAGUCUGUGAGUGAUUCUAGCAGCAUUGAGGACAGUAUUUGCAAAGAACCUCUGUUUCUCAGGAAUCAUUUGCCGUGUGGCAAUGCUUCCUUUUUUUUCUAGGUUUAUUGAGAGACCAUUGACGUAUACCGUCGUGUAAGUUUAAGGUGUACAACCGGGUGAUUUGGAAAUGCUUCUUACUUGCUAUAUGCUCUAAGUUAAACUCUAUCUCACAAGUAGGGUUCUAGUGGCAUGAAAGGGAAAUUUCAGUGGCUGAUGGGCAGAUACCCAUUAUGCACCAGCCCACACAGCUGCAAAAGCUGUGCCCUUUCAUGACAACCACAUGGGGGUGACACUGAAGGCUUCAUCUUGCGAGACAGCCAGCAUUGCCAGGGAAAUUAGAUUAGCAGGAAUCAAAUUAUGACUUUCUUAUUUAUCGAAGUUAAAUAGUGCAGUAGUUUGAUUUUGACCUCAUUAUGAAAUGUGCAGUUUUCAAUGAUGGUGUGGAUCACCUGGCCAUGACUGUCCUGGAGGAAAUAGGUUCCAGUUUCCAAUGGCUUUCUUUUUUCUCUCUCGGUUUGACGGCUUUGAACAACCUGCCUCUUAGUUUCUUCUUCACAGAAAUAAGUGGAAUGUACCGCUCUGGUCCAUGCAACUUGCAGACUUUUGAGACUCAGUCACAAGGAGAGAAAUGGGUCCCCACUAAUAUCUAGACCAAUGAGCAAAGGCAGGUCUGAGCCCACUGGUCUUCAUCGUGACCCUGGAGGCAGCCAUGCCCCCUCAUCAUGUGCUUGUGAGCCAUGGGGGUGUGCUUGUACAGGGAUGGCCUUUUUAGGUUCCCAAUUGGGAACACACUUGAUACCAUUCUGCAUGGACUACUUACCCUUAGAAAUUAUUUUUGUAAUCAGUGCAUAAACUGUUGUCCCUAUUCUUUAAGGUUGUGCCAUAAUUUAUUAACCAUCUUUCUCUUGAUGAACAGUUACUUUACAGGUUUUUCCCUUCCAAACAAUUCUGCAAUAAAUAUCCCUGUUUGAACUUCUGUGCAACCAGAUCCAAGGAUAGAGUACCGGGGCGCCUGGGUGGCUCAGUCACUUGAGCAUCCCACUUCGGCUCAGGGUGGCCGUAGGAGGAGGAGAGGAGAGGAAAUGAAGAGAAAGAACUGAAAUAGCUCCUUCCAGAAGAAAAGGGAAACAAGUUCGGCAGCAGACCUCCAGUCUUACAAAGCAGCAGCCCCGCCUGGGAGCAGGGUGGCGGCCAGGGCAAUGGUGGGAGCCCUGAAGAUGCCCCAUGGCUGCUGAGGGGGCCGCCCGGUCAGGGAGCGGAGUGGCGGGCAUGGUGUGCAGUCUCUGGGUCCUGGGGCUGGCGUCCUCAGUUCUGGCUCUGGAAGAGGUGCUUCUGGACACCACUGGAGAGACAUCCGAGAUUGGCUGGCUCACCUACCCACCAGGCGGGUGGGAUGAAGUGAGCGUUCUGGACGACCAGCGACGCCUGACUCGGACCUUCGAGGCAUGCCAUGUGGCAGGGGCCCCUCCGGGCACCGGGCAGGACAACUGGCUGCAGACACACUUUGUAGAGCGACGAGGAGCGCAGAGGGCACACAUCAGACUCCACUUCUCCGUGCGGGCGUGUGCCAGCCUGGGCGUGGCCGGAGGCACCUGCCGGGAGACCUUCACGCUUUACUACCGCCAGGCGGAGGAGCCCGAUGGCCCCGACAGCAUUUCCUCCUGGCACCUCAAACGCUGGACCAAGGUGGACACGAUUGCAGCGGACGAGAGCUUCCCCGCCUCCUCCGCCUGGGCCGUGGGCCCGCGCGGCGCUGGGCAGCGGGCCGGGCUGCAGCUGAAUGUCAAAGAGAGGAGCUUCGGCCCCCUCACCCAGCGAGGCUUCUACGUGGCCUUCCAGGACACGGGGGCCUGCCUGGCCCUAGUGGCGGUCAAGCUCUUCUCCUACACCUGCCCCUCCGUUCUCCGCGCCUUCGCCUCCUUCCCUGAGACGCAGGCCAGUGGGGCCGGAGGCGCCUCCCUGGUGGCCGCCGUGGGCACCUGUGUGGCUCACGCAGAGCCAGAGGAGGAUGGAGGUGGGGGACAGGCCGGGGGGAGCCCCCCCAGGCUGCACUGCAAUGGGGAGGGCAAGUGGAUGGUAGCUGUUGGGGGCUGCCGCUGCCAGCCAGGGCACCAGCCCGCCCGUGGAGACAAGGCCUGCCAAGCCUGCCCCGAGGGCUCCUACAAGGCCACGGCUGGGAACGCCCCCUGCUUGCCCUGCCCAGCCCGCAGCCACGCCCCCGACCCUGCGGCGCCUGUUUGCCCCUGCCUUGAGGGCUUCUACAGGGCCGGUUCCGACCCCCCAGAGGCCCCCUGCACUGGCCCGCCUUCGGCUCCCCGGGAGCUUUGGUUCGAGGUGCAAGGCUCAGUGCUCAUGCUGCACUGGCGCCUGCCUCAGGAGCUGGGGGGACGCGGGGACCUGCUCUUCAAUGUCGUGUGCAAGGAAUGCGGAGGCCACCAGGAGCCUGGCACGGGCACCCCGGGCACCUGUCGCCGCUGCAGGGAUGAGGUGCACUUCGACCCCCGCCAGAGGGGCCUGACUGAGAGCCGAGUGUUAGUUGGGGGGCUCCGGGCACAUGUGCCCUACAUCCUGGAGGUGCAGGCUGUGAACGGGGUGUCAGAGCUCAGCCCCGACCCUCCCCAGGCUGCCGCCAUCAAUGUCAGCACCAGCCACGCAGUUCCCUCUGCAGUCCCUGCAUUGCACCAGGUGAGCCGGGCAUCCAACAGCAUCACGGUGUCCUGGCCACAGCCGGACCAGACUAACGGGAAUAUCCUGGACUAUCAGCUCCGCUACUAUGACCAGGCAGAAGAUGAAUCCCACUCCUUCACCCUGACCAGCGAGACCAACACGGCCACCGUGACCCAGCUGAGCCCUGGCCACAUCUAUGGCUUCCAGGUGCGGGCGCGGACUGCCGCAGGCCACGGCCCCUACGGGGGCAAGGUCUAUUUCCAGACGCUGCCUCAAGGUGAGCUGUCCACCCAGCUGCCAGAGAGACUCUCCUUGGUAAUUGGGUCCAUCCUGGGGGCCUUGGCCUUCCUCCUGCUGGCAGCCAUCACCGUGCUGGCUGUCGUGUUCCGGAGGUGAGCCCCUUCUUGCCGUCCUGGCCUUGCACCGCGCCCUCAUGACAUGCCCCAUUUGCCCACAGGACUUGGGGUGAAGUAUUACAUCGACCCCUCCACGUACGAGGACCCCUGCCAGGCCAUCCGGGAGUUUACCAGGGAGGUGGAUCCCGCGUAUAUCAAGAUCGAGGAGGUCAUUGGGGCAGGCUCCUUUGGUGAAGUACGCAGGGGCCGCCUGCAGCCCCGGGGACGGCGGGAACAGGCUGUGGCCAUCCAGGCCCUGUGGGCUGGAGGCACCGAGAGCCUCCAGAUGACCUUUCUGGGCCAGGCUGCAGUCCUGGGCCAGUUCCAGCACCCCAACAUCCUGCGGCUGGAGGGCGUGGUCACCAAGAGCCGGCCCCUCAUGGUGCUGACGGAACUCAUGGAGCUGGGUCCCCUGGACAGCUUCCUCAGGCAGCGGGAGGGCCAGUUCAGCAGCCUGCAGCUGGUGGCCAUGCAGCGAGGAGUGGCCGCAGCCAUGCAGUACCUGUCCAGCUUCGCCUUCGUGCACCGUGCCCUCUCUGCCCACAGCGUGCUGGUGAAUAGCCACCUGGUGUGCAAAGUGGCUCGUCUUGGCCACAGUCCUCAGGGCCCAAGUUGUAUGCUUCGGUGGGCAGCCCCAGAGGUCAUCGCUCACGGAAAACAUACAACGUCCAGUGACGUCUGGAGCUUUGGGAUAGUGAUGUGGGAAGUGAUGAGUUAUGGAGAGCGACCCUACUGGGAUAUGAGUGACCAGGAGGUGCUAAAUGCAAUAGAACAGGAGUUCCGGCUUCCCCCACCUCCAGGCUGUCCUCCUGGACUACAUCUGCUCAUGCUAGACACUUGGCAGAAGGACCGUACCCAGCGGCCCCAUUUUGACCAGCUGGUGACUGCGUUUGACAAGAUGAUCCGAAAGCCAGACACUCUACAGGCUGACGGUGGCCCUGGGGACAGACCUUCCCAGGCCCUUCUGAACCCUGUGGCCCUGGACUUUCCUUCUCUGGACUCACCCCAGGCCUGGCUUUUGGCCAUUGGACUGGAGUGCUACCAAGAAAACUUCUCCAAGUUUGGCCUCUGCACCUUCAGUGAUGUGGUCCAGCUCGGCCUGGAAGACCUGCCUGCCCUGGGCAUCACCCUGGCUGGCCACCAGAAGAAACUGCUGCACAACAUCCAACUCCUUCAGCAGCACCUGACGCAGCCGGGCUCAGUGGAGGUCUGAGGCCUGGGCUCCAGCUGUGCGUGGGCGAUGCCCUGGACAGCCCCGGCCGUAGGUCCCAGGAGCGAUAUGCGAGACCAGAGCCAGUCUCCGUCCUGGCCUCCUCGAGAGGCGCCUGCCUCACUACACCCAACCCCCUGGACGCUUCGCUCCCCAGUCCUCCUCUGCCCUCCUCCGCCCUCCCCCGCAUUAAAGGGAAAGAAGAGACUUUGCAAGUUG